Molecule: messenger RNA, 3525 nt
Organism: Penicillium canescens
Lineage: Eukaryota; Fungi; Ascomycota; Eurotiomycetes; Eurotiales; Aspergillaceae
Exons: 3
Coding region: 1-3525 (1174 amino acids)
Biological process (GO): intracellular calcium ion homeostasis; calcium ion transmembrane transport
Cellular component (GO): membrane; intracellular membrane-bounded organelle
Molecular function (GO): P-type calcium transporter activity; ATP hydrolysis activity; ATP binding
Source: RefSeq, a predicted model, not a curated record
AUGGUGCAGAUACAGGACAACAACAAUACCCUGAAGGUGCCAGAGGUUGGUACUGCAGGAGGGAGUCCCACGAGAGAUCAAUCGUUCAGCAAUCUCAGCAGCCUGCGGGUGGCCAGCAUGCAAUCAGAUAGAAGCCGGGAUAGAGCCCUGAGCGGCAGCACCGGCUCGACCAUCAGCCCACAUCUGGAAUUACCCAACUCUAAACUCCAGAUCGAGACGUGCGCCACCUCCAUUGUAUCCUCGAUGAAUGAGCAGGAAGACGCACUGCGACCCGACCCGGGCUGUGAGGAAGACUUUGUGGUUGAGAAUAGCCCGUUUGCCUACUCCCCGGGUCAGCUCAACAAGCUUCUGAACCCCAAGUCCAUCUCGGCCUUUGUGGCCCUGGGGGGAAUCCGGGGACUAGCUAAGGGCCUUCGCACUGACCUCAAGGCCGGUCUCAGCUUCGAUGAGACGACUCUGCCGGGCGCAGUCAGCUUUGAGGAGGCAAUUGCAUCUCAUAAGGAGUCCACAGACAUCAGGACGUCGAUCCUAAACCCAGCUACGCCCCAGGCGGCAUCUGGAGGAGUAACACCCUCGGACGGGUCCUCCCAAGCCUUCAGCGAUCGCAUUCGCAUUUACAAGCGCAAUAUGUUGCCUGAGAAGAAGCCAACACCGCUCUGGAGACUCAUGUGGAUGGCUUACUGUGACAAGGUGCUGCUGCUUCUGACUGCGGCUGCCGCUAUCUCUCUGGCACUCGGUCUCUAUGAGACCUUCGGUGCUGACCACCCGCCUGGAUCCCCCAUGCCAGUCGACUGGGUAGAAGGCUGUGCGAUCUGCAUUGCCAUUUUCAUCGUAGUUAUGGUGGGCUCAUUGAAUGACUACCAGAAGGAACGAGCCUUCGUCCGGCUGAAUGCGAAGAAAGAGGACCGCGAGGUGACGGCUAUUCGCUCUGGGAAACUGGUCAAGAUCUCUGUCCACGACGUCCUAGUGGGCGAUGUGCUUAACUUGGAGCCCGGAGAUCUAGUCCCGGCUGAUGGCAUCUUUAUUGAUGGUCAUAACGUGAAGUGUGAUGAAUCUUCCGCCACAGGAGAGUCCGAUCAGCUUAAGAAGACUGGCGGAGAUCAGAUCUUGCGGCUGCUAGACCAAGGUCACACCCGGCAACAAGACUUAGAUCCCUUCAUUAUCUCUGGCAGUAAAGUCCUAGAGGGUGUUGGUACCUAUCUAGUAACCUCAGUUGGCGUUAACUCUAGCUAUGGCAAGAUCCUGAUGGCUAUGCGCCAAGAUAUGGAGGCAACCCCUCUCCAGAAGAAGCUGGAUGGGCUGGCUGGGGCGAUUGCUAAGCUUGGCAGCAGCGCAGCGGCCCUGUUGUUCUUUGUCUUACUCUUUCGUUUCCUGGGUUCUCUAUCCAGUAACCACCGAACUGGCUCAGAGAAGGCGUCGCAGUUUACUGAUAUCCUUAUCGUGGCCAUCACUGUUAUUGUUGUGGCCGUGCCCGAAGGCUUGCCGCUGGCCGUCACCCUGGCGCUAGCCUUCGCAACCACGCGCAUGGUCAAGCUCAAUAACCUCGUGCGUGUGCUAAAGUCGUGUGAGACCAUGGGUAAUGCAACCACUGUGUGCUCUGAUAAGACCGGCACUCUGACCCAAAAUAAGAUGACGGUCGUGGUGGGCACCUUUGGUAAUGAUAGCUUCGACGAUAAGAACCAGAGUGGCAACGAGCGCCGAUCACCUGCCUUCGCUAGUGAAAUGGCUCCUAUUGACAAGCGCCUGAUUAUUGAGUCCAUCGCCAUCAACUCAACCGCCUUUGAGGGAGACGAUAAUGGUGUGGCGGGCUUUGUCGGCUCCAAGACUGAAACGGCUCUCUUGGGAUUCGCCCGUGAUGUGCUCAACAUGGAUUCACUGUCCCAAGAACGCUCUAACGCCACAGUCGUCCAGUUGAUGCCAUUUGAUUCCCGCUGUAAAUGCAUGGGAGCGGUGCAGCAACUGCCUAACGGAACAUAUCGCUUCCUCGUCAAGGGCGCCUCUGAGAUCCUGCUGGGUUACAGCUCAAGGGUGUGGAUGCCGACUGGCGAGGUGCGCCUUAACCGAGUGGAGCGCGAGCGUCUGGAGAAUGUCAUCGAGAUGUAUGCAAAGCAAUCUCUCCGGACUAUCUCGCUCAUCACCCGGGAGUUUUCGCAGUGGCCUCCGCAGAAUGCGGUCAGUGCAGAGGAUCCUACAUCAGCCAAUCUGGAUCUCCUGCUGGAGGAGAUGACCUUCCUCGGGGUCGUUGGGAUUCAAGAUCCUAUCCGCCCUGGGGUUCCUGAGGCGGUCGCCAAGUGCCAGCACGCUGGAGUGAGUGUCCGGAUGGUGACUGGAGAUAACAUGGUCACAGCUAAGGCCAUCGCCACUGACUGCGGCAUCUACACAGACGGCAUCGUGAUGGAAGGGCAGGUGUUCCGCACUCUGACGGACCGGCAAUUCCAGGAGACUCUCCCACAGCUGCAGGUCCUCGCGCGUUCGUCACCUGAGGAUAAGCGGAUCCUAGUCACCAAACUGCGUGAGAUGGGCGAAAUUGUCGCUGUCACUGGCGAUGGGACUAAUGACGGACCCGCGCUCAAAGCAGCUGAUAUCGGAUUCUCAAUGGGCAUUGCUGGCACUGAGGUUGCCAAGGAAGCCUCUGCAAUUGUCCUUAUGGAUGACAACUUCGCCUCAAUUCUGACUGCGCUUAUGUGGGGUCGGGCAGUCAACGAUGCUGUCCGCAAGUUCCUCCAGUUCCAGAUCACUGUCAACAUCGCCGCUGUCUUCUUGACCUUUAUCUCAGCCGUCUCGGACAGGGAGAUGAAAUCUGUCCUAACAGCCGUCCAGCUUCUGUGGAUUAACUUGAUCAUGGACUCCCUCGCUGCGUUGGCUCUCGCUACGGACCCUCCGACGGAGGAGAUCCUCAACCGUAAACCUACCAAGCGUAGCGCUCCACUGAUAUCGACCACCAUGUGGAAGAUGAUCAUCGGCCAGGCGAUCUUCCAGUUGACUGUCACCCUGAUUCUACACUUUGUUCGGGGUGAUGGAUUCCUCAACUACCCAGACGAAGAGAGGCGGUCAAUUGUCUUCAACACCUUCGUGUGGAUGCAGAUCUUCAACGAAUUCAACAACCGCCGACUAGACAACAAGUUCAACAUCUUCACCGGCCUGCAUCGCAACUGGUUCUUCAUCGUCAUUAACUGCAUCAUGGUUGGCUGCCAGGUCGUGAUUGCGUUUUUCGGCGGCAAGGCGUUCAGUAUCGUCCCUAUUAACGGUGUGCAGUGGGCCAUCUGUAUUGUCGUUGCCGCGCUCUGCUUGCCCUGGGCCAUCUGUGUACGCUGCUUCCCAGAUGAGUGGUUUGCCGUCCUGGCCAGAUUCGUCGGCAAGCCCUUCCUCCUUAUCUACCGCCCUCUGAGGCGAGGCAUGACCCGCCUUGGAAGAGUUUUCAAGCGCCGGGCCCAGGAGAAUGAGGCUGUCGAGGACAACGGCGUGUUAGAGAUCUCUUCCGCCACCAGCACUGAUUUCAAAGAUGUCGAAAAGGGACAGGCAUAA